Molecule: messenger RNA, 1361 nt
Organism: Nyctereutes procyonoides (raccoon dog)
Lineage: Eukaryota; Metazoa; Chordata; Mammalia; Carnivora; Canidae
Gene: RCHY1
Product: ring finger and CHY zinc finger domain containing 1
Exons: 9
Coding region: 37-816 (259 amino acids)
Biological process (GO): protein ubiquitination; ubiquitin-dependent protein catabolic process
Cellular component (GO): nucleus
Molecular function (GO): ubiquitin protein ligase activity; zinc ion binding
Source: RefSeq, a predicted model, not a curated record
GGCAGGGUCCGUGGAGUUCCGGUGGAGGCGGAGAAGAUGGCGGCUUCGGCGCGGGAAGAUGGCGCCCGAGGCCAAAAGCGAGGGCUGAGGGGCUGCGAGCACUACGACAGAGGGUGUCUCCUGAAGGCACCUUGCUGUGACAAACUUUAUACUUGUCGGUUGUGUCAUGAUAACAAUGAAGAUCAUCAGCUAGAUCGCUUUAAAGUAAAGGAAGUGCAGUGCAUAAACUGUGAAAAAAUUCAACAUGCCCAACAGUCCUGUGAAGAAUGUAGCACAUUGUUUGGGGAAUAUUAUUGCAGUAUAUGCCAUCUCUUUGACAAAGACAAGAAGCAGUAUCAUUGUGAAAACUGUGGAAUUUGUAGGAUUGGUCCAAAGGAAGAUUUUUUCCAUUGUUUGAAAUGUAACUUAUGCCUAGCUAUGAAUCUCCAAGGAAAGCACAAGUGUAUUGAAAAUGUUUCCCGGCAGAAUUGUCCAAUAUGUUUGGAGGACAUUCAUACAUCCCGUGUUGUUGCUCAUGUCUUGCCAUGUGGACAUCUUUUACAUAGAACAUGCUAUGAAGAAAUGUUGAAAGAAGGCUACAGAUGUCCCUUGUGUAUGCAUUCUGCUUUAGAUAUGACUAGAUACUGGAGACAGCUGGAUGAUGAGGUAGCACAGACUCCUAUGCCAUCAGAAUACCAGAACAUGACUGUGGAUAUUCUCUGCAAUGAUUGUAAUGGGAGAUCUACAGUCCAGUUCCAUAUAUUAGGCAUGAAAUGUAAUAUUUGUGAAUCCUACAAUACUGCUCAAGCUAAUAGAAUUUCACUAGAUCAGCAAUGACCAGCGUAUACUGCACUGGAAAACUCAGCAUUUUCUGAUCUAGAAAAAGGCUGUCUUUAGUAUUCAGUUGUUAUAAUGUGUCAGAAUCUAUGCAUUAGAGUUGAUGUGUUUUGUACUAGUAUCACAGCAUAAAAUCAUAUUACACGUACUUAAGGAUUCAGGGUCUCGUUAUAGAAUAUCAUAGCUUUAUGUUGGAUGAAAGCCACUGUGCUUGUUUAUUGAUUGGAAAUUCUCUUAGUGUCAGUUGUUUGGAAGCCAAUGAUGUUUGCCACUGAAAUUCACAUCCAUAGAAGUAUAUUCUGCUUCCAUGGAACUUUGCUUUAAGUGACACUAUGCACAAAGAGUUCAUUUCUAGUUCUUGAUAGAACUGCACUUGUUUCUCAGUAUUAUUCUUGACUUUUUAAGGGCUGUGCUAUAAUAAGAAUAUGUUCUUACUGUUGAAAUCUUAUGAUAUAUACCUUAGAAUUUUCUAAGACAGCCCUUUGGAUCCUGUAAAUGUGAAUUUUGAUGUAAUAACUGCUAAUAAAAUUAUAUUGAAACUUUUA